UCUAGAGGCACAAUAAUUAACGCAACCCUCUGGGGAGAUCUUGCAUAUUGUGUUGAUGAUGAUAUUAUAGGACUAAAAAGCAAACCAAUCAUUAUUUUGGCUGCUAUGACAGUUGGAGAAUACCAAGGACAACCAUCUGUUGCUUCAUGCUCUGCAUCCAAAAUUUAUGUUGACUUAAAUAUUCCAAUUGUGGCAGACAUGAAAGCUAGAUUCGAUGAAAAAAAUGCACCAGUAUUACUGCUUGAUGUCCGCCAACGACCACAAAUACCACCUGAUCAACAAGAAAAUCAUAAUCGUGUGACGAUUAAGCAAUUGCUGCAAAUUGAUCACUCCAAAACACAAAUAGAGACAUACACUUGCAUUGCAAAAAUCAAAGAAUUUGAUUGCACAGAAGGAUGGUAUUACAUCGGUUGCAAAAUAUGCAUGAAAACAUGCAACAAAUAA
Theobroma cacao (cacao) is the source of this 444-nucleotide messenger RNA. The record is from RefSeq and is a predicted model, not a curated record. Lineage: Eukaryota; Viridiplantae; Streptophyta; Magnoliopsida; Malvales; Malvaceae.